UAUUGGAACGGAUUUGACAAUUUAGAAGCCGCGUCGUCUGCCCUGCCAGACGAGUGCUCGACGGCGUAUAGAGAACGUUAAUUGCCGACUGGCCUUCAUAUUUCACCAAAUUACUCGUCAUUUACAUAAUGGCAGACUUAAAGAUCGAUACAGGAAAUCCGAUGCUCGACGAGAAAAUCACCGAGUGGUUGAAAUGGGAUAAGAAUGAGCGGACGCGAGCCGAGGUGGAGCAGCUGGUGCGGAGGGGCGACGUGGACCAGCUGGAGAAGACCAUGGUGCACCGCAUGGUGUUCGGGACGGCGGGUUUGCGGGGUCGCAUGGGCGCUGGCUACGCCCUCAUGAACGACCUCGUCAUCAUCCAGACGUCGCAGGUACGGGAUUCUUAA
Penaeus monodon (black tiger shrimp) is the source of this 386-nucleotide messenger RNA. RefSeq names its product glucose 1,6-bisphosphate synthase-like. Gene Ontology annotation, biological process: carbohydrate metabolic process; purine ribonucleoside salvage. The coding region runs from base 129 to 386 and encodes 85 amino acids. The transcript has 2 exons. Lineage: Eukaryota; Metazoa; Arthropoda; Malacostraca; Decapoda; Penaeidae. The record is from RefSeq and is a predicted model, not a curated record. Gene Ontology annotation, molecular function: phosphopentomutase activity.